CGAGGCGCCGGCCAAUCAGCGGUCGCGGAGCUGCAAGGAAGGAAGAUGGCUGCCGCGGACGAAGAGGGCGGCCAGAGUGAUAGCAAAAAGGACGACCCAGCUUCACACGAGACGAGCAAGCAAUUUUCCACUAUUCAUCAGGAAAUAGAGAAUCAACUUGUGCGCCAAGGGGCUAGUUAUGAGAACCGUGUGAGUGCUGUUCUCUCUGGCUGGGAACACCUAGCUGGCACAGUGCAAGGAGAUGUCAGUGAAGUGCAGCCACUUGCAACCUUCCUUUAUAAAUGGAGCUUGCGACUAAUUCUGCAGGGAGAAUGGCCAGGCCUGGCCCAGAUUGUGAAGACAAGACUUGGUGUCACUCUACAAAGGUGUUCCAAAGUAGCCAUCCUUGACCCCCUGUGUCGGACUCUCAUACCUCUCGUCUCUGACCCUUGGGGACACCCAACACUCAAGGCUAUCCUUUCUGAAGCAGAGGUUGAGGACAGUGAAGCCUCAAAAUAUAUUUCAAAUGAAUCUUGGGAGGUGGUUCGUGUUAGGGUGGACACUAUGGUGGAAUCACGCUGUGAAGAGCUGGCUUUUCGCGUGCUCAAGAUCUGUGUCAGAUGUAUACGUCUUAGAUCAGAGGGGAUGGAGGUCCCUUUAUACACAGAUGAAGACCACAAUCAUUUCGUUGAUCUCUACUUUGUUCUUCUCUACAAAUUUCAGCGCAAAACUUUUUUAGACGAGGUUGCCCAAAGGACCAUCCAACAACCAUACCUGGGAGAUGGUGGCCUCCAUAGAGAAUAUUAUGACCAUGUGCAGGAACCUAUUCCUGUCCAUCAUUUAACUCCUUGGAUCCACUUGCUUCAUGACGCUUUCACACUGGCCAGAAAUAGGAUACCGAGCAUGGAAAUGGUGUCCUCCCUGGAGCCACCUUUAGCUGAAAAGCUCAAGAUGGCAAGUUUGCGUUAG
Molecule: messenger RNA, 948 nt
Organism: Penaeus monodon (black tiger shrimp)
Lineage: Eukaryota; Metazoa; Arthropoda; Malacostraca; Decapoda; Penaeidae
Exons: 8
Coding region: 46-948 (300 amino acids)
Source: RefSeq, a predicted model, not a curated record